Molecule: messenger RNA, 3942 nt
Organism: Ostrea edulis (European flat oyster)
Lineage: Eukaryota; Metazoa; Mollusca; Bivalvia; Ostreida; Ostreidae
Product: xaa-Pro aminopeptidase 1-like
Exons: 22
Coding region: 321-2492 (723 amino acids)
Molecular function (GO): metalloaminopeptidase activity
Source: RefSeq, a predicted model, not a curated record
CAAACGGUACCGCAAAUCACGGGACUCCAACGAUAUCUUGUCGAAGUGAAACGUGUAAUUUCAGUCAUUGAGUAUGCAUGUAAUUGCACAUCCGAUUCGCAAACUUUACUCAUGCAUGAAAAAGGUGAUGGGUAAUUUUAUACGGCGUCGUAUAUGAAACUUACACGGCGCUAUUGUUGGGGGAUUAGUACACACUUGUAGUUGGUAAACAACACGCGCUUCACCUAGCUAUUAUAGGAGCGCAUAAAUUGAAGAGAAUUACCUCGACCUAGAUAAGUUAACUAGUGAUCUGGAUAAGACAGAGCGAUAGUGUCUUAAGGAUGAAGAACACAAUCUUCACUUGGAUAUUUAUUUUGGGAUCUGCAUUAUGUAUUGCAGAGGGAGUAGAUGAUAACUCCCAUCACAGAUCGAAACGGGCACUGUCACCCGGUAGAAGAGCUGAGAUUAAAAAUAUGUCGCCCAACAACAGACCAUCUUGCCCUCCAGGACAGAGCGUUCCUCCUACUCGAGUGAACACCACCGAGAGGUUAAAAAGCCUUAGGGACGAGAUGAAUACAGCAGGGGUUGAUGCAUAUAUAAUUCCUUCAGAGGAUGCUCAUCAGAGCGAGUAUCCAUCGGCUUAUGACGAGAGAAGAGCGUAUAUCUCGGGUUUGUCCGGAUCGUAUGGUCUUGCAGUCGUUACGCAAACGGAAGCGGCCCUGUGGACGGAUGGUCGUUACUUCCUGCAGGCGGAAGACGAGUUGGACUGUAACUGGAUUUUAAUGAAAAUGGGAGAGAUAGGAGUACCGUCCUCCACAGAAUGGCUCAUAUCGGUUUUAGAGGGCACAACAAACGCUAAAGUGGGAGCGUAUCCAUUCCUUAUCAAUAGUGGUAGCUGGAGAAACUAUGAAAAAUCACUGUCGAAGAAAAAUAUAACCAUGACAACGACAACAGAAGACCUAGUAGGGAAAAUUUGGACCGUCGGUCGCCCUGCAGAACCAAAUUCUCCAAUCAACGCCCUGCCUCUUAAAUUUGCAGGACGUAGUUGGGAGGAUAAAAUCGCAGAUAUGCACAUGGCUAUGGAAGAAAAGGGUGUAGACGCUAUGGUGGUCACCGGACUAGAUGAAACUGCCUGGUUACUAAAUUUACGUGCUUCCGACAUUGCAUUCAAUCCAUUUUUCCUGUCCUACAUAAUGGUCGAUAAGAAAAUGAAUGAGACGACGUUGUAUAUAAAAGACCAUCAUAAAAAAUUAACCAGUAAUCCCAAUGAUACGGAGACCACUCAAAAAUUAUACGAACACCUAAAUACUGGCACCGACGGGAGCUGUAACGGAAAAUCCGGAUAUUGUGUAACGGUGCUGUCAUACGUUCCUUCGGAUGUAGAAAAUAAAGUGCAAAGUUUGGCUGAUAACAGCGAUAUGGUCAUGGUGUCCUUUUCCUGCAACUAUGCCUUGUUUUCAAAAAUACCAGAGUCUAAGAGGUUGCAGGAAAACACUCCGGCCGCUCUUCAAAAAUCCAGGAAAAAUGACGUCGAGAGGAACGGAAUGAGGAAUUCUCAUAAGCGUGAUGCAGUGGCGCUUAUUACAUUCAUGGCCAAAUUAGAAAAAGAGGUAAAAGAAGGUAAAACGUGGACGGAGGUGUCGGCAGCACAGGAUCUUAAAAUGCAUAGGCAGGAGAAAUUAUACAACAGGGGCCUGAGUUUCCCCUCUAUUUCGGCAGCUGGUUCUAAUGGAGCCAUCAUCCACUACUUCCCCACCAACGUUACCGACCGAGAAAUCACAACCUCAGAAAUGUACCUUCUGGACUCUGGCGGACAGUAUUUAGAUGGAACAACAGAUGUCACGAGAACAUUUCAUUUCGGAACACCAACUGAAUUUGAAAAGGAAUGUUAUACCCGCGUGUUGAUGGGACAGGUCGAUCUAGCGAGAUUUAAGUUUGCCAAAACUGACUAUGGUCCAUAUGGUCGUGAAAUCGACGCAAUCGCACGACGUCCUUUAUGGGAAGUUGGCCUUCAGUACAGACAUGGUACUGGUCAUGGAAUCGGGAUGUUCUUAAGCGUACACGAAGGUCCUGGACGCAUCUCAUUAUCUCACGCCCCGUUUGAAAGUGACUCACCUUUGGCGGAUGGACAAUUUUUCUCUGAUGAACCUGGAUAUUAUGAAGAUGGGCAGUUUGGAAUAAGAUUGGAAAAUAUUGUCAUGGUAAAAGUAGCUGAAACAAAGUAUAAAUUUCCAAAUACUACUUUUCUGGGAUUUGAAACCGUAACUAUGGUUCCCUAUGAACCUAACCUAAUCAAAUAUGAUCUCCUGUCGCAAAGCCAGGUGGACUGGAUUAAUACAUAUCAUGUGCAAGUUAUGGAAAAACUUGGCGCCGAACUGCGUGCGAACAACCCGGAGGCCUAUAACUGGUUGGAAUCGAGAACAAGGAAAAUAUCUCUUACUGUCAGUUCUAGCACAGCAACGUAUCCGUCCCUUAUACUAAUGAUGUCAAUCAUCGUGUCACAGUUAGCGUGAAUGUUUGUCCUGUGUUAAGUGCUUGUGUAUACUUUAAACAUUUAUCACAACAUCUUAGAAAAUUUUCUUUCUUGCUAUAACAAAAGAAAUGUCCAUUGGUGUAUUGUACAUGAAGUUUGACCGCUAGAAAUGUUUGUCUAUGGAGAGGAAAUACCUGUAAUAUUACGCUAAUCCACAAACUCAGGAAUUUUCAUUUAUUGUGAAUAUUUGUGCAAUUCCUGCAUGCAUUUCAUAAACAUCGAGUAAACCAAAAACAUAGUUACACAGAUGAGUAAGCUUUAACGCAAUCAUGUAAACUUAAAAUGGGAGAAAUACUGUACCUUUAAAAAGAAAAAAUACAUAUCAUUUUUGAAUGAAUGUUGCAUCUUCAAAGUUGAACUUCGUAUUUUCAUCGCUGACAUAUAUCCAUUUUCGGCGGUGUUUCAGCUUUGAAAAGUUGUCAGUUUAACGUUGAGGAUAUAUUGCAAUUUCAAUAUGGACAAUUUGUGGUUCUACGUUGAUACCACGUUGGCACGUUGACGUUUAUGGAUGUUGGAAUGAGUGGUUAUGUUUCAAUGUAGUCUCAGCGUUGAAUUGUGGCUGUUCAUUUCUUUAACCGUUAUUCCAAUUAUUCUCAACGUAACUUUGCAUACCGGAUGGAAUUGAUUUUUAUCAGCUACACGAUUCUGUAUUUAUCUUUGUAUUAAUAAUGAUGGUUGUAAGGUGUGUGUACUAUCUAAUUACAAAACGCUUAAAAAUGUGGAGUGGAUAUUUUUCAUAGUUUACUUAUCAAGCAUGCGAGUGAAUCGUGUUUCCAACACCUAUUUAUUUAGAAGAUGAUCAGACAGGAAUGAAUGUGGUAUAUAUUUUCAAUUUGUACUUUGAUCGAGAUGCCCCUCAAGAAAAAUUUUCUGUAUAUAUACACUAUACACUGAAUUCCCUGCACCGACUGGUGAUUGUAUCUUUCUUUGUAAAUGUAUGUAAUUUAGUUGUCAUUUUCAUGUUGCAUGUGACAUAUAGCCUUUUUUAUUGAUUCAAGUUGUGUAUAUUGUGAUGGUACUAAAUAACUAUUUUUGUUAUUAUGUUUCAUGAGAUGGUCUUUUUCACCGUUGUAGAGAGUAAAAUAAAUUACAAUCCAUUACUUAAUAUUACUGAAUGUGAUAAUUUCCUGGUUGUACCGUAACCUCAUUAUUGGAAAACUGUAAGUACCCAAAUGUGACAUAUUAUGUACUGUAUAACAUGCUUAUUUCAAACCAAAGACUGUUUAUUUAAUCAAAUGAAUAAACGUUAUAAUAUCAUUUCCGCAGAACAUUUAAGUAGUAGUACAUGUACCACAAGAAUGUCUGCGCGUAGAUGAUCCUUUCGAAAUUUGGUGAUUGAAAAGAAAAUGAAAAAUACACUACGGAAAAAAAAUGAAAAGUGGAUGAAUUGUGUAAUUCUCUUAAGGUGUAAAAUAAAAGUGAAAAGUAGA